Molecule: messenger RNA, 390 nt
Organism: Homarus americanus (American lobster)
Lineage: Eukaryota; Metazoa; Arthropoda; Malacostraca; Decapoda; Nephropidae
Product: zinc finger BED domain-containing protein 5-like
Exons: 3
Coding region: 1-390 (129 amino acids)
Source: RefSeq, a predicted model, not a curated record
AUGACGGAAGAAGUUGAUGCUCGUCUCAGUGCAGAGAUAACUAGGCACCAUGAAACUUUGAAGAAAGAAUUCGCCCAAUACUUCCCUGACAUUGAAGAAAUGAACCUAGGAUUGACCCUGGAGAUGAAAUUUGACUCUGGAGUAAAGGAGCUGUACAAGAAGUUUUCUGUGCAGAUAUUCUGGGCCCAAGUCAUUGACUUCUAUUCGAAGAUUGGAAAACUUGCUUUGAAAUCACUUCUCCCUUUCAGCUCGAUAUACUUGUGCGAGUCGGGCUUUUCUACAUUAAAAAAAAAACUGGAACGUCGAGUUGAUGCUCUUUGCACUAUCCACAACUGCUCCCGAAUCGACAUGCUUGUUAGAAAGAAGCAGGCACAAUCGUCUCCUAUCUGA